AUGGGCCGGUGGCAGCAGACCGGCACGGACUGCCAGCCCGUGCCGCGGGGGUCAUCAGGUUCAGGGAAGCGCUGGCAAGCAUGCAUGAGACCGGCGAUUUUUCGCUGGAGAGCUGCCCGUGCGGCUGGGGCGGGUCCGCGUAACUGGGGGGGCGGGCCUUCCAGCAGCGAGCGCAGCUGGACACUGGAGGGUGCGGCCGUCUGGAUGCCGCGGGAGACCAUCUCGGGGCGGGGGCCGGCACGGGGCUCCUUGAACACGAAGUCCGGAGUCGCGGGCGCGUCUGGUACCAGGCGCGCGGGCGCGCGAGGCGAUUUCGGCGUAGCCGCCGAGGCCGCUGCGCGGUCGUCGGGGCGGGGCUUCGCGCGGCCGGCGACGUGUUUGGUCUUGCUGGCGCGCUUGUUGGAGUUGCUUUCCUUGCUCAUGCUGUUGAUUUGGCGAGUGGUAACGGGAGAGAUGUGCGCUUGCCACCGUUUUUGUCCGCGGUUCCAGCCGGCGGCUCUGCCCAAAGCGGGUGGCUGCCGGGGCAACGGGCGGAACAUGGGCGGCUAG
Molecule: messenger RNA, 549 nt
Organism: Eremothecium gossypii ATCC 10895
Lineage: Eukaryota; Fungi; Ascomycota; Saccharomycetes; Saccharomycetales; Saccharomycetaceae
Product: ABL157Wp
Exons: 1
Coding region: 1-549 (182 amino acids)
Source: RefSeq, marked provisional